This is a messenger RNA of Synchytrium microbalum, 1119 nucleotides long. RefSeq lists its product as uncharacterized. Lineage: Eukaryota; Fungi; Chytridiomycota; Chytridiomycetes; Synchytriales; Synchytriaceae. The coding region runs from base 1 to 1119 and encodes 372 amino acids. The record is from RefSeq and is a predicted model, not a curated record. The transcript has 9 exons.
AUGUCUAUCUUCCAAGCAAAAACUCCUCAAGGACCAUUGGCACACUACAAAAUCUUGUCCAAAACUGCUGGAGUCCGUGUCAGUCCUCUAUGUUUGGGUGCUAUGAAUUUUGGAGAAAGCUGGGGAGCAUUUAUGGGAGAAUGUACCAAGGAAGAGUCAUUCAAGAUCAUGGAUACCUUCUAUGAAGCUGGCGGAAACUUUAUCGACACUGCAAACAACUAUCAAGCUGGUGAAUCUGAACAAUGGGUCGGUGAAUGGAUGAAGGCUCGCGGAAACCGUGAUGAGAUGGUCAUUGCUACCAAGUUCACGACCUUAUACCCCAAAAACACUCCCAAAAUUGCCAUCAACUCUACUGGAAAUCACUCAAAGAGUCUCCACCUUUCACUUCGUGACUCUUUGGCAAAACUCCAAACUGAUUAUAUUGAUAUUCUCUAUGUACAUUGGUGGGACUACACUACCAACAUCCAUGAGCUCAUGCAAUCACUCAAUCACUUGGUAAAAUCUGGCAAAGUCUUGUAUUUGGGUAUAUCUGACACACCUGCAUGGGUCGUCUCUGCUGCCAACACCUAUGCUCGUGAAAAUGGUUUGGCACCAUUCGUAAUUUACCAAGGCAAAUGGAAUCUCGCUGAACGAGAAUUUGAACGUGAUAUCAUUCCUAUGUGUCGAGCUUUUGGAAUGGCUUUAGCUCCAUGGUCUGUUAUGAUGGCAGGAGCAUCAAAAACCGCAGAACAAACCGAUGCCGGAAAGGGUCGUGCUGCUUUCCGUCCCGACUCUGAAAACAAGAAGAGAGUUCGUGAGCAAGUUCUUGCUGCAGUUGACAAGGUUGCCAAGGAAGUUGGUGCAACUCGUCAGCAAAUAUGUAUCGCAUAUGUGAUCAAGAAGGAAACCCAGACAUUCCCAAUUUUGGGUGGUCGCAAAUCUACUCAUUUGGCUGAUAACAUCAAGGCAUUGGAACUUGUCUCCAAGUUGACUGAUGCUCAAGUCGCGGCGAUGGAAACUGCCUCUGAAUUUGAUAUUGGGUUCCCUCAUGACUUUAUUGGAGGUGGCAAAGUUGAGGACAACUUCCUGUUGAAGAUGGGUGGAAAGAUCGUAGAGCCCGAAAUCAUACCUCAAAACUAG